AUGGCAGAGGACUAUGGACGUGGAUCUGUAUCGAAACGUCACUCGCCUCUUAAAGGAAGAGAUCAACUUGCAGAACAAGUCAAGAAAGUCACCAAUCUAGAGAUUCAACGAUUUGCUGAUGAAUCGUUCAGUCCAAAUGAAUUUGUAUCAUCUUCGUUGACUGGUGGAACUGAAGACUCAAUACGUACUCUACAUGCCAUUCUCGCAGAAGGCAAGGGCUCUGCCGCUGCUGAUCUACAACGGAACGUUCAUCGAAACUACAACGAGUUUGUCAUUAUAUCAAAGGAAAUAUCACAGUUGGAAGCUGAUCUCCUCAUUCUACGUGGUCUGCUUAACGAAUUGAAGGAUUUGAAUGAAUCGCUCAAGGAUCGUGAGAAUGAUAAUAGUGUGAGGCCUCAAGAUGUUGGAGCAGAGUAUGGUGCCUCAAUGGCCAAGAUAUCAGACUCGACAAAUCAGUUGGGCGGCAGCGUGGACGAGCUAUCUGAAAUGCGUAAAGCUCUUCUGACUGAGGUGUAUGAGAAUGUGGAAGGUCUAGAGAAAGCACUUCCAUCAAUCAAUGGUCGAAGAUUGCUACGCGAUGGUACUCGAUCCAACUUUUACGAAGUGCAGCCAAGCACAUUCAAGCAGAAAACCCCGGUGCAAUUUUUCCUCUUCAAUGACGCACUAGUCGUUGCUACGAAAAAGAAGAAUUUGAUUACAGGAAAGACACGUCUAGUUGUUGAUCGAUGCUGGGGUUUGGCAGAAAUUUCUGUCAUGGAUGUAUCAGAAUCAGAUUCGCCAAAGACCUUUCAAAUCGUGAAACGACCAGAUGUCAAUAUGUAUCGAGCCGAGUCGGCUGAUGACAAGAGAAGUUGGAUGGCUGGUAUCAAACGAGGCACAGAUGAUAUGAUUGAUGCUAGGCGUAAAACUCAGAGCGCUAGCAAUAUCGCUGUGCCGGCUUACAAUGAGCCACUUACACCAACCAUCCAAGCUCAAACUCCACGUCAGAUACGUGAAGAACUUGGUCCUGCUGAUCUGAAAUGGCUCCUUGAAGUACCUGAUGAACUUGAUGUAUCUAUUGCUCAUCGUGAUUUCGAAGAAGCCGUCAAGCUCAUCGAGCAUGCCCAAACUUUACUGAACACAACCAGUGUGGAUACGAUCCGCGUCCUCUCUGCACGGAAUGCAGUUGAUGAACGCACAGUUCGACUACAAGCAAUCAUUAGUCGAGAUUUGGCAAAUCCGCUCUUGACCAAGACCCAAGUGAGAAAUGAUAUUUCGUGGUUGCAGCGUCUAGGUCUUUCAGAAGAGGCUCGAGAUGGGUUCUUAUCGGCUAGAAGUGCCGCUAUUAGACAUAAGAUACGGUUGCUGAGAUUUGAUGGACAAAUAUCAGGAUACAUCACAGAACUGGCAGAGACAAUGUUUCGUCAAAUUCGAAAUACAUGUGAUUGGUAUGGGACGUCGUUCUCAGAACCUGCCAUGGCUUCCGGAUUCAUGAAAUGGGUCAAAUCAGAGAUUGAGGUCUUUGUAGAGAUAUUCAGACUUCAGGUCUUUGAUUCCAAUCAACCCUUCACUGUGAUUUCGGAAUGCGUACAGACUUCAAUGGAGCAAGUUCGUCAACUGCGAGAAGUUGGACUAGAUCUAGGAUUCUUACUAGAGCGACUCUUUCACAAUGGUGUGCUUCGAGCGAUUGAAUCGCACUUCCAAGUCUGUCAGCAACGAGUCACCAAAUUUAUGAAGGCUGACAAGUUUGAGAUUGUUGCUUGUGAGUCUCCUGCUGUUAUAAGCAUGGAGAUGGAUACACAUGACCUCACAGCCAAUGUCAGCAUAUCUCUGUUUGAGUUUUGGUUGCUCUUGACGGAAUUUGCUAGUGAUGUCAGUGGUGUUAUUUCCAUGCAGUUAUAUAGCAAAGUGAUUUGGUGUCUGGGAGGUAUCUUUACGACAUAUGUUGUGGGGUUGAAAGUGCUGAGCGAUGCAAGCAAGCUCAACAUUUAUCAGAAAAUCACAUUAUUAACAAAUGCUGUGGUCGUGGUGGAAACAUUGCUACCUAAAGUAGCAUCGCAGCUUGGGCAACGUUUCGAAAGGCCAACACCGGAACUGGAUGACAUGCAAACCAAGCUUCGAGAUGAAUUACGAGUUAUACGUGAACGAGUGAUUCGUUCAAUAACUUUACGUUUGGUUGAAUCGGAGUAUGACUAUGCCCAACCAGAACUGUUUUCAAGUAAUGGAGGUAUUCUAGAAGACGCAUUGCCUUCUGAGAGUAUGGUCAAGAUGAUUUACGAAAUGAACCGCGUGUCGAACGCAUUUCAAUCGCCUCUUAGUCGACAUGAUUUACUGGUGUCGUUACUGGACUUGGUGUUUUCUACAAUGUCUGAGAAACGAUUUUGGGAAACUGAUAAAGGACCAAGACGAUUUGGAUUUGCAGGAGUGCAACAUCUCGUCCUUGACAUUCACUUUCUAUUGCAAAUCACGUCAUCAUUUGCAUCAGAAUUGGCAACUCAACGUGCCAAUGAAGUUUGUGAGCAUGCUUUGCGAGCCUACUUUGGUCAAAAGGAUCGAAUCAAUUCGCCUCUCAAGACUGGAGAUUGGUAUGAUCGACGUGCAGAUGCUGCUGUUGAUCUUCAUCAUGUAAAGCUGGGUGCCUUGACUGGUGAAGCAUGA
Molecule: messenger RNA, 2637 nt
Organism: Synchytrium microbalum
Lineage: Eukaryota; Fungi; Chytridiomycota; Chytridiomycetes; Synchytriales; Synchytriaceae
Exons: 23
Coding region: 1-2637 (878 amino acids)
Biological process (GO): Golgi to plasma membrane transport; exocytosis; intracellular protein localization
Cellular component (GO): exocyst
Source: RefSeq, a predicted model, not a curated record